ACUAUUGGUAGCAAAGCAAGGAUCGUGUACAUACAGCGCUAGCGCCAGAGUCCGCGUGGAUGGUUCGUGGCAUGGCUGGGUAAGAAAUAGGCUUCAAAAUGGCUAACCGAUCAAGCAUACUAAGUUAUGUAAGUUUUUCUGUGUUUAUGCUGUUAUUUGCAAAUUUAACGUACUCUGAAAGUGCGAAGGAAAUGAACUUACAUGUACGACGAAACCACAUCAACAUGAACAUGAAGAAGUCAACAUUCACAACAAGCAUUGAUGGGAUGUACAGUCAGAAUGACUUUUCUUCUACAAGAAACAUGACAAACGUUAAGCACAAAAGACAUGUAAGAAAUCGUCUACAGGUGAAAAGUAAACGCAGACAAGUGAGAGAUGUAGCAUCUAACCCGGUUGAUGUGGCUACCCAGGAUUCAGAAUGUCGUAUCCCUGAUCAACAGAUGGCAGCACUGUCUAAUUCCAAGCAUACAAGCUUUUACAUGUUCAAUGACAGCAACUUCAAUUUGGCAAUGAUAUGGACUGGAACAGAUGGCAAGGAGCUGAUGGCAUUAUCAACCAUGGAAUACACUUUCUUUUCUGAACAAUCUCAGCUUUGGAUAAGCAAAGACUUUGGUAGGUCUUUUGUAAAUAUCAACCAUCGCAUUAGGGGAGCUGUCAUCAAGGCAAAAGAUGGAGUAUUCAAGAGUUCCAUCGAUCCUCAAAGAGUGAUCCUUGUUUCAUAUAUGGAAGACCAAGAUAUGAGCCAGACACGUGUGUAUGUCACCCUGAAUGGCGGUGAAACAUUUGAUGAAUCCAUUCUUCCUUUUUAUCUUGAUGGGGCAAUUGUUUUCCACAGCACAGCUACUAAUAUGCUACUAGCGCAUUCACCAUAUCAGCAGUUCAAACUGUGGGUGUCGGAUGAUUUUGGAAUACAUUGGAGAGAUGUGCAGAGUAAUGUGAUGUCUUACUCAUGGGGAACCAAAGAAAUGGAGCCAGGUGCUUUAUUUGUGCUUGUAUCAUCGGGGACUGACAAGGACAAAACAGGUUCAGGAACUCGUAAGCUUUUGAGGUCAACUGACUAUGGAAAGACUUUCCUUGCAAUAAAAAUGAAUGUGUACAGCUUUGGAGUGCAGGGAAAGUUUGUGUUUGCAGCAGUGGAUGGUGGAAAGGGGGAUAAUGGACGAAUACUUUAUGUGUCUAAAGAUGAUGGUAAGACGUGGAGCCCUACACAGCUUCCAGUUGUCACCAGUGACCGGUUCUUUUCUGUGUUGGACAUGAAUGAAGGGAUGCUAUUCAUGCAUGUUGAUGAUGAAGGAGACACAGGUUCUGGAACUCUGUAUACAUCUGAUGCUGAUGGAAUUGUGUUCUCUGUAUCUCUCAAGAAACACUUGUUUGCUGAGGGUUCUGCCACAACUGAUUUUUACCGUGUAGCAUCUAUGCGUGGUGUGUACAUGGCAAGCCAGGUUGGUGAUGAUCUAUCCAUUCAUACAAAUAUUACAUUUGAUCGUGGUGGCAUCUGGCAUCCUGUGAAGGCUCCUAAAGGCUCCAAGUGUAAAAACUCAGCAACAUCGUGUAGCUUGCAGAUCCAUAAUCGUUACAGCCAGAUUAAAGGGGUGAAUGCGCCAUCAAGCCCACUCAGUCAGUCAAGUGCUGUUGGACUUAUUUUGGCUCAUGGAAAUGUCGCCGAUGCUUUGGAGACACAUCCUCCUGAUGUUUUCAUUUCAAAUGAUGGUGGUUACAACUGGACAAAAGCAUUAUCUGGCCCCCAUCACUACACUGUAACAAACCAUGGUGGUCUUUUGCUGGCUAUAUCUGCCGAACAGGAUGUCACCAAUACUAUCAAGUUUUCUUAUGACGAGGGUCACUGUUGGAAUGAAUAUAAGUUCUGUGAUGAACCAUUCAGCAUUACAGGAUUAUUGCCAGAGCCAAGCACCAACUCUCUUAAUGUUAGCAUUUGGGGAUUCGGAUCAGAGGACAGAAGAUGGAGGAUUGUGACCAUUGACUUCAGUGCUGUACUUAAAGAUGAGUGCACAGAAAAAGAUUUUGAUGAAUGGGUUCCACAUCUGUCAAAUGAAAGGAGAGGCUGUCUUCUGGGGUUAAAUGAAACAUUUGAAAGAGUGAAACCUGAUUCCCUGUGCCGACUGAAUUAUGCCCAUGAGCCUAAAGCCAAACAAUCUAAUCCAUGUUCCUGUACUAAAGAUGACUAUGAGUGUGACUUUGGGUUUAGCCGCAAAGGUGAAAGUAAAGAAUGCAAAGUGAGUGCGGAUGUUGACCCCUCACACCUGGACAUCUGCAUUAAUGGAAACGAGGAGAAGAUCAAUACUUGGGGAUAUCGUAAAAUUCCUGGAGAUAUGUGCGUAAAUGGUUUUCAGCCAGUCAGAAGCAUGGACACACUUCAGCAGCAGUGCACAAGUGGUCUGGAGUCUAACUUGUCUGUGGAGCAGUUAGAUGGCCAUCAGGUAAAGACAUGGACAAUUGUCAUGAUUCUGCUGGCAGUUGCUUUCUUUUCUGGAAUUCUUGUUUUCUUGCUGUACAGGCACAACAAACUCCCCUGCACCAGACCAAGCUUGGCAUCAUACCGCUACUCACAGCUUAGUGAUGGAGACAAUUUGGAUAAGAUGAUUGACUUGGAAUCUCAUCCAACAUAUCAUGACUCCUCCGAUGAG
Patiria miniata (bat star) is the source of this 2645-nucleotide messenger RNA. RefSeq names its product sortilin-like. Gene Ontology annotation, molecular function: protein binding. NCBI's taxonomy places the organism in Eukaryota, Metazoa, Echinodermata, Asteroidea, Valvatida, Asterinidae. Gene Ontology annotation, cellular component: Golgi apparatus; membrane. Gene Ontology annotation, biological process: endocytosis; Golgi to endosome transport; vesicle organization. The record is from RefSeq and is a predicted model, not a curated record.